Molecule: messenger RNA, 2875 nt
Organism: Nothoprocta perdicaria
Lineage: Eukaryota; Metazoa; Chordata; Aves; Tinamiformes; Tinamidae
Gene: OPRM1
Product: opioid receptor mu 1
Exons: 4
Coding region: 18-1085 (355 amino acids)
Biological process (GO): G protein-coupled opioid receptor signaling pathway; sensory perception of pain; neuropeptide signaling pathway
Cellular component (GO): membrane; neuron projection
Molecular function (GO): beta-endorphin receptor activity; G-protein beta-subunit binding; G-protein alpha-subunit binding
Source: RefSeq, a predicted model, not a curated record
UCACGGCCAUCGCCAUCAUGGCCCUCUACUCCGUGGUGUGCGUCGUGGGGCUCUUCGGCAACUUCUUGGUCAUGUAUGUCAUCAUCCGGUACACGAAAAUGAAGACUGCCACCAAUAUCUAUAUUUUCAAUCUUGCAUUGGCAGAUGCUCUAGCGACAAGUACUCUGCCAUUCCAGAGUGUGAAUUACUUGAUGGGAACAUGGCCAUUUGGUACAAUCCUUUGUAAGAUUGUUAUAUCCAUAGACUACUACAAUAUGUUCACCAGUAUCUUUACACUCUGCACAAUGAGCGUGGAUCGCUACGUAGCUGUUUGCCACCCAGUCAAGGCCCUUGAUUUCCGUACUCCAAGAAAUGCCAAAAUCGUCAAUGUCUGCAACUGGAUUCUUUCUUCUGCUAUUGGCCUGCCAGUUAUGUUCAUGGCAACUACCAAAUACAGGCACGGCUCUAUAGACUGCACACUUACAUUCUCCCACCCUGCUUGGUACUGGGAGAACCUCCUGAAAAUCUGUGUGUUCAUCUUUGCCUUCAUCAUGCCGGUCCUGAUCAUAACCGUGUGCUACGGGCUGAUGAUUUUACGCCUGAAGAGUGUUCGCAUGUUAUCUGGCUCCAAAGAGAAGGACAGGAACCUGCGGAGGAUCACAAGAAUGGUUCUGGUGGUGGUGGCAGUGUUUAUUGUGUGCUGGACUCCCAUCCACAUUUAUGUCAUCAUUAAAGCCCUGAUCAACAUUCCAGAAACUACUUUCCAAACUGUCUCCUGGCACUUCUGUAUUGCUCUAGGUUGGAACUUCAAGAAGCUGAAACUUCUCCACUGCCGUGACAGGGCCUCCUGCUGCAUAGCUCAAAGCAAUUGCAAACCAGCAGCACAGCCUGUCUGUGCAGAUGCUGUGGGAAGGGAUAGCAUACAAUUUCCCUCAAAAACACAGAGGAAAAUGCCUGCUUUUCCAGCCUCUCAAAAACUAAUUCUGCAGCACCUCUGCAUAGCACAUAACACAAGCAUGAAAUUUAGUAGCAAGCAGAGCCAAGAGAUGCAGGGGCUUUCUAAGCACCGGUGUUCUGCACAUCCAUGUUUUCCAGGAAUGCAUUAGUCCGACAGAAGGCUGCUCUACUUGUAGCUGUUUGACAUGAUUUGAGCAUUUGCAGUAGUGUUAAACAGGUUGGAAACAAAAACUGAGAGACAACUACAGCUUGAAAACGAAAUGGGAGCUUUUAAUGCUGAAAUUGUUGGGGACUAGAUUAAUACUUUAAAAUUUCUUUAUAAAGGUAUUUUCUGUGUACAUUACUUAUAUGCGAAAGUUUCACAAGAUCAACUAGGACAAUACCUUUGUGGUGGACUCUUACAAGAAUUGUUCUUUCCACAGUUUCAGAGGAGAAUAUUUCUUUCAAUCUUCAUUAAAAAACAAAAAACCUCCCAGCUGCACCAUACUUUUCCAGUCCUUGCAUAGAAACAAGACCUUUAGAGUCAAAACAGUCAGCUACUCUUUUAAAGGAGGUAAGAGUAAGUGAAGAGGUUUGCUCCAGGCCGUGUUGUUAUAAACUGGAGAAUGAACUCUAAAACAAAAUUGAUUCUAUUAAUGUAAAUUCCAGUGUGAGUAGAAAUAUAGGUUUAAGCUCUCAGAGCCACAGUAAGAUAUUAAUGAAUUCUCAUUAACUUAAUUUCUCAUGUUGCAGCUGUGCAAUCAGCAACAUUUUGAAGUUAUGUAAUUUUUUUUUUAAAGCACUUUAGGAUCCUUCAAUAUGUAAGGGACUGUAUGAAAUGUAAGUCAUCAAUGGUCCCUAUAUGAAGUGCGCUUGGGCAGACAACACAUUAGACCUUUUAAAGAAAAGUUACAUUUUGCUAGGAAAUAUUUUUCUUAACCAAGUCCAUGUGCUCGCUUUUCUUACUGAUGUAAUACUGUCUUCAUCUCUAUUUUGUAUUAGCCACUAAAACACAUAAAAAAAAGAAACAUUGAACUUAAGUCCGUCUUUACUAUUUUCUAAUAUGAAAAAUAGAAAUAUCCAUGUAGAUAAUUUGUGGUGCAAUGCUAUUUUCUAGUCAUUGUUGUUUGCUUUGUAAAUAAAACAUCAGUAGUUACCUGAUGAAAACAGUGCUUUGAAUCUCUGUGUAUUCUAAAAUACAGCUGUAUAGGAUGGUUUGCUUUUUCUGAAGCCACAUUGUAUUUCUUAUUCCCACAGAUAAAACCUGUGUGACAAAGUAUGCUUUCCAUGUGAAUUGUUUGUUUCUGCCAUGGUCUGCAUAAUAAAGAUUGAAGGUCAAAUCCACGUGAGUUAUAAAUCGAAAUAGUGUUAUUGAGUUUUAUCAAUGUGUUACAGCUAAAUAUGAAAUCACUUGUAUCUACAGAAUAUGUAACCAGACAUAGUAGAAGUACCUUAAUAUUUUCAUUUUUCUGUCAAAAACUGCACUAAGUGUCAUAGAGAUUUAAUAUUUAAUUUUAUAUUACCUUAGCAGAAUGUCCUUAUAGUCAGCAACAAAAUUUAAACCAAUCUUCAAUAUCCCAAGACAAAGGCUUUUUAUCAAAAUUUUAAAUAGCAUGAUAUACAGGCAAACUCAGUAGAGAAUUGCACUCACUGUGUUGCAUUACACAGCAGCAUUAUUUAACUCAGAAGGAAAAAUGUCAGAAUUUGACAUAAAAUACAUUCCAGAAAGGCAAAUGGAUUAUCCUAGUAGACUUUUAUUAUGGCAUGUCAGGUCCUGAGUAGUCUGACCUGCUUCCAUACAACAGUCUAACAAGUUUGAAAUAUAUUGUGACAAUAUUUUGAGUUUAAUAUUUUAAUAUUUUAAAACACUCAAACAACCAAUCAGAAAUACAUUCAAUUAAACCUAAAGCCGUGGUUUAUAGCUUUAGUCAUGAGUUCAUUAGCUUUGACAGAAUUUACU